AUGUCUGUAACUAGGUCUCCUGCUUUCGACGCUGCAUUGCACGUUAUUAAAGGAGCUGUUUGCACGGUUUUACGCAUUCCUACUGGUCGGACUACUGAAAGAGUUUCCCCACAUCUAGGUGGUGGUAAGCUCACUCUGAACUCGAUCAAGGAAGAACCCACGGAGGAGCAGAAGGAGUUGAUAGCCACGAACGUUUAUAACAAGGUGGAGGAAAAUGCGCCUUUCAAGGUUUUCACUGGAGUUCCUCGUGACCUUGCUGAGAGGAAAUACUUCGACACCAUGUACGACAGCUUCAAAGUCCCCGAGUCAGUGAAGGAGCUUCGGUUGGUGUACUUGGAACAGUGGAACCUCAACUGCAAUGUCCAUCCUAUCAUCAAGUCGACUGGUCUCUUGGGCGAGGUGAAUCUGACGCAUUGGAAGUAUUCUGCCAAGAAGGCCACCUUGGAGAUUUCCUUCACUCUGGAACCUAGUUGUGAUGUUUUCGAGAUGGCAGAGGAGGAUGGUAAUGUUGAGGAUCUUCCUUCGCUUGAUAUUGCGGUGCCCUACGUCCCUGAUGGUACUAUCACUUACCAUUUCAAGGGCGUAAUAGUCGUUACUCUCGCAGAACAACUUGACCAAAAUAGAGUUUUGGGAGUAUCGAACUGUCAGAAGGUCACCCCUUGGGAGGUUGAGGGCAGCGAUGAGGGGAUCGACUACGAUAAGCUUAUCCGUGAUUUUGGCUGCUCACCGAUUGACCAGAAACUCAUUGACAGGAUGGAGAAGUUGACUGGGAAGAAGGCACAUCGCUUCCUUAGAAGAGGGCUCUUCUUCUCCCACCGCGAUUUGGGUAUUUUACUCGACAAGUAUGAGAGAGGUAUCCCCUUCUACCUCUACACUGGUCGUGGCCCCUCUUCUGAGUCCCUUCAUCUCGGACAUUUGGUCCCUUUCCAAUUCACCAAGUGGUUGCAGGAUACCUUCGACGUCCCACUGGUUAUCCAACUUACUGAUGAUGAGAAGUUCUUCUUUAAAGACUAUCUGUCACUUGAAGAAGCUCAUCGAUUGGCCUAUGAGAAUGCCAAGGACAUUAUCGCUUGCGGCUUCGACAUGGACAAGACCUUCAUCUUCUCCGACUUGGACUAUAUGGGAACUAUGUACCCGAAUGUGUGUAAAAUUCAAAAGCUAGUUACUUAUAAUCAAGCACGAGGGGCUUUCGGUUUUACGGGUUCCGAUAGUGUUGGUAAGUCUAGUUUCUGUGCUAUCCAAGCUAGUCCUUCCUUCUCUACAACUUUCCCAUCCAUCUUUGGUGACCGUAAAGACAUCAUGUGCCUCAUCCCCCAGGCCAUUGACCAAGACCCCUACUUUCGGGUUACUAGGGAUGUGGCACCUCGAAUGGGUAUGCUUAAGCCGGCGCUUAUUCACUCGAAGUUCUUCCCGGCCUUGCAAGGCCACAAGACGAAGAUGAGUGGUAGCGUUGGAAAUACUACCAUUAUGGUCACUGAUAGCAAGAAGGAGAUUAAAAAUAAGAUUAUGAAGUAUUGUUUCUCUGGUGGACAAGACUCAGCUGAGGAGCAGAGGAAGUAUGGUGCCAAUCUUGAGGUUGAUGUGGCCUAUGAGUAUCUUCGAUACGUUAUGGAGGAUGAUGAGAAGUUCAAGCAAAUAGGGGAGGAUUAUUCUUCCGGAAAGUUGCUCACGGGAGAGGUGAAGAACAUUUUGGUGGAGGAGCUGGUGAACUUGACUAAGGCUCACCAAGAGGCUCGGGCUAAGGUGACUGAUGAUGUAGUGAGGGAGUUCAUGAACCCAAACCGGCCAUCGCUAGCCAAAUUCAAGUCAAUUGGGAAGGAUCGCAAGCUGUCUCAUGCGGCUGAGGAAGGUGGCAAGCAGAAGUUGUAUGCCCGUCCAGCAGGAGGCACUGUAGAUCAGCGUACUGAUGAAAUACCCACUUAUAGUGCUGAACCGGUCUUGUCUAAGUACUCAGACAUGCGUUCGAAUACGAAAAUUCCCACGUCAACGGUGAAGGAAGAGACCGUUGAGAAAGGGUAUACUGACGGCCAUCCUCCUACACCUAUGACUGUCACUGCCACGCCCGUCUCGGCGACCUCUGGUAUUCCGGGGGCUAUUCCUGUAGCUAGGUCGACUAAGGAGGGUUCGGCUAGGGCUACAGCGGCACGAGAUGGUGCUGAUCAUUUGGUGAGUCCGUCGAACCAUACGACUACUAUCAUUGACGAGGUCGCAACGAGUCGUGAGUCUCCUCAAGUGUUGGGGACGAAUAGCGGAGCGAGUGGUAUCCCUAAGGCAGUAUCGACGGCUAAGGGAGAGGGUAAUGAUGAGGCUGUGUGGGAAGAAGAGGAUCGCGUGAGACGGGAAAACGCUGAGAAAUUACUUAAGGACGCGCAGGAGCGGUUGAAGAAGGAGAGCGAAGAGAAGGAAGAAGAGGAGGCUAGAAUGCGAGAGGAGGAAGAGGACCGGCGCGCGAAGGAAGCAUACGAUCGAAAGAAGGAGGAGGCUGAACGUAAAGCGCGAGUGGAGGCCGAGUCGAGAAAGGAGGUAGAACGGAAGGAGCGGGAGGAGAAGGAACGGAAGGAGAAGGAGAAGGAGGAAGCUGAGUUGAAAGAGAGAGAAGAGGCGGAGCGGGAGGCGAGGGAGGAGGCUGAUCGUAAGAAGAAAGAGGCGGAGCGGAAGGAGAGCGAAGAGGCUGAUCGUAAGGAGGCCGAGCGGAAGGAGAGGGAGGAGACUGCACGGAAGGAGGCCGAGCGGAAGGAAAAGGAGGAGGUUGAACGGAAGGCGAGGGAGGAGACCGAUCAUAAGAAGAGAGAGGCGGAGCGGAAGGAAAGGGAGGAGGCCGAAAGGAGAGAGAAGGAAGAGGCCGAACGGAAGGAGAAGGAGGAGGCCGAUCGUAAGAAGAAAGAGGCUGAGCGGAGAGAGAAGGAGGAGGCUGACCGUAAGGAGGCCGAGCGGAAGGAGAAGGAGGAAGCCGAUCGUAAGAAGAGAGAGGCGGAGGAGACUGAACGGAAGGAGAGGGAGGAGGCUGACCGUAAGAGGCAAGAGGCCGAGCGGAAGGUGAAGGAGGAGGAAGCUAAGCUGAAGGAAGAGGCUGAGCGAGAAAAGGAGAUCGAACGGGAAGGGGGAGAAGUUGUGCGGAAUGGGACAGACCUGUAUGAGGUGGAGCAUGCUAAUCCGAGGAAGGAAGCAGAAGAGGGAAUAGAGGGAGGAUCUCUAGGGGUGAAGGAGGGAGAGGAGGAGGAACAUGAUGUUACUGAGUCGCCUGUUGUAAAUUCUACGAAAGCAGAUAGUGAGAGGGGCCGUGUCCAAGACCAGCAGGAACGCGUUGACGAGGAUCAGUCGAAGGAAGCAGAAGGAGGAGGUAGAGUUGAUAUUCCAGCUGAGGUUACCGACCUCAACCAGGAAGUUGGAGGAAUGUCGGUCGGUGAUAGGGUGAAGGAUACAGCUACGAGAGCUGCCAUGGUGACUAGGGAGUUAUGGAUGCUCUAUGGCGAGCCUGCUAAGGUGGAGGUUCUGCAUGCUACGGGCAUCGACUCUCCCCUAUUGGAAGUCUAUGUGGCUUCUAGUCUACUCUUCCUCUCUAUCGUAUGGGCACUAUUGAAGAGGAGGUCCUUGUCAUUGCCUAAGGCUGAUGACGGUGUCAUUUGGAGGUUCAGAGCUUCUCGUCUUGAGAGGCCUGUAUGUUCGACUGCUGCGGGCGCGCCAGCUGCUGCUGCUGUGAACACGUCGAGCGGAGGGAUAAAUGAGGAGCAGUUUAUGCAACUCCUACAGCAGGUUCAGUACUUGGCACAGAUGGCAAAUUACACAACACAGAGUCUCCAAACCUUUAUGGAAGAAUCUCAGGCCAAGUUCAACAGCUUGAUAUGCGAUAUAGCGGUGUUGAAGCAAGAUCUGGAUGAGGUGGACUGUGAGCUUUUAUCAUCGAGCCAACAGGUUAUCGAGCAUCUCACAUGCCGUUCCCUCUCGAAUCUGACCCAAGAGGAGCGAUCGUCCCUCAAUGAGGUCAGCGAUCUUAAGAAGAUUACAUCGCCUAAGGAGGACGGUGAUGAUCAAAGUGUGGAGGAAAAGGAAAUUAGUAUUGGCCCUGAUAGUGUUGAUGGUAUACUACCCGUGGAAUUGAGAGAGAGGGAGAAUCACUAUCAUUGCGUCGAGGACUAA
This is a messenger RNA of Perkinsus marinus ATCC 50983, 4137 nucleotides long. Its product is annotated as IFP53, putative. The record is from RefSeq and is a predicted model, not a curated record. Gene Ontology annotation, cellular component: cytoplasm. Lineage: Eukaryota; Perkinsozoa; Perkinsida; Perkinsidae. Gene Ontology annotation, molecular function: ATP binding; tryptophan-tRNA ligase activity. Gene Ontology annotation, biological process: tryptophanyl-tRNA aminoacylation. The coding region runs from base 1 to 4137 and encodes 1378 amino acids. The transcript has 23 exons.